This is a messenger RNA of Alternaria arborescens, 2097 nucleotides long. RefSeq lists its product as hypothetical. The transcript has 2 exons. Gene Ontology annotation, molecular function: protein binding. The record is from RefSeq and is a predicted model, not a curated record. The coding region runs from base 1 to 2097 and encodes 698 amino acids. Lineage: Eukaryota; Fungi; Ascomycota; Dothideomycetes; Pleosporales; Pleosporaceae.
AUGGCAGAGCAACAGCAUUCAAGGUUGAGGGAGAAGUCUCUGAAGGGCAUUGGAAGUUGGUUUUUCGAAACCGAACAAUAUCAGAGGUGGUUAGACGGAGACUGCUUUACCUUGGUCUGCCCAGGUAUACCAGGCUCCGGUAAAACCAUGCUCGCUUCAGAAGUAGUGGAUCGACUCAAUGACAUAUCACGCAACCAGGAUUUCAAAGGAUCAAUAGGUGUUGCAUUUGCGUACCUCGAUGCGAAACUUGGCGAUGUCCCUUCAACUCUCAGGGUCAUGAAACAAUUACUAAGUCAACUCGUGGAGAACUGUCCAUGGUCAGACCGACUGCAGGAUACUGGACCCUGGAUAGAUAGUACUGAAGUAACUCUUGACGCUGUUACUGAAUUAGCCAACACGGUGGGAACAUUAUACACCCAGGUCUACAUAGUCAUAGAUGCCCUGGAUGAGCUCAAUUCGGCACAAAAAGGUACCGAUGAAGCAAUCGCAAGUCUUCAGGACCUACAAGAAAACUUCGGAGCGAAGCUGCUCUUCACUCUACGGAAUGUGCCUGAUGUUAUAGGGCAAAUUCGGGAAGACGGCCGCAUCGACAUACAAGCAGAGGAGGGGGACGUCUCCACAUUUGUGGACCGCGAACUACAAAAUAUCAAUAUCAGGCGGUUCGGAGAAAAGCUCCAUUCUCAAACGCUAAUGGACGAUUUGAAAAAAAGCUUGGUGCUACUUUCAAAGGACAUGUUUUCGUUAGCAGAGCAAUGCAUAGGUAAACUGGAUUCAUGGAAAGCAGUUAGAGCCUUUGUCAGCUCGCCCUCCGAGUCAUCCGCUCUGACAUCUUUUCAUAGUCGAGAAGCACGUCGAAUUAUGGAGCAGCGUGAAGACUAUGCGAAACUCGCAAGUCGAGUCCUUUCGCUGAUCUCGUUCGCGAAAAGGAAUUUGACUAUGCCAGAGAUGCAGCAGGCACUGGUUUUUGACAUUAGUGAUCAAAGCAAAGGCCUUGAUCCGCUGGAUACCCAUGAUGAAGGUGUAGCUAACGCCAUUAUCUCCUCGUGUCGGGGUUUGCUGAAAGUCGAAUCUAGAUCACAGGAGGUCAUUUGGGUACACGACUCAACUUCCGUGCUUGUAGGGCUUAACGCAUCGCGCUACUUCCAGCCAGACGCAUUGCAAGGCUUCCAUGGACAACUCCGUGCUCCAAGUUCUUUUGUCAAUAAGCUGCAAAACAUGUGUAUCGUAUGCUUAGCACAUUCCGAGUUAAAGUCUGGGCCGUGUCGCAGCGACAGGUUAUUAGAAAAGAGGCUUACAAGAUACCCAUUCUACAGAUACGCUUGCAAGUACUGGGCUCAGCAUAUCUUGCCCGUUGAAGACAAGAAUAAGGAGCUGCUUUGGCGGUUUCUCGAAAAUGACCAGAGCGUAGCUGCGGCCUACCAGGUUUUUCUCGCUACCCAGGAAAUGCCACGAGGUACCGGAUCUAGUCAGGUCGCUCCACAAGGCAUUACUGGCAUGCAUCUUGUUGCUCACUUCGGUCUUCAUGAGAUCCUGGACGAAUUGAUUGAGAGAAAAGUCGAUGAUGUCGCCGCAAAGGAUAGCAAUGGCCAUACUCCACUGUGGUGGGCAGCUAAGAGCGGGAUGAAGGAGACGGCUAAGAUCCUGAUACCCAGGGAUUAUGAGACAGUCAGCUCGCUCGUUAGAUUUGGAGACGUGGAUCUUGUACAGCUGCUCCUAGAUGCAAAAUAUGAUCUCAACCGAAGGGGAGCUUGGGGUAGAACUCUACUACACAACGCCAUCAUGGAAGACAAACCAAUCAUUGCUCACAAGCUUUUGGAAGAAGACGCCGAGUUUGAUCAGGCUGACAGCAAUGGAGACACACCCUUAGCACUCGCACUCCAGAAAGGCCAACGCCAGACGGCAGAUACUCUGCUUGACAUGGGUGCAUCUACCAAAAACACCACCGUGGAGCAGUGGCGGAACGCAUACGGCAAACCCCAAUGUAGUGUCAUGCAUAUCAUCAGAUCAGUGAGGAAGACUUCACUCAAGUUUCUAGAAGAGAACGCACUAGUUGAUAUUGGAGGUGUGGUACAAAGUCAAGCAAUGGAUUUAUUGUAA